AAACCAGAACUUAGUCACGUGAUCAAACAUUAACUUUGUUUCUAAGAACAAAUUUUGAACAUUGGCGAUCAUCUUUGAACAUUGUUGUUCAUUGUGGUAGCCCUUGUUCAUUGUUAAGUCAUCCCUCUCACAUAAAUUCUUAAUAGGCGAUGUGAUUCUCGUAAAUGUUCGGGACAGAGGACAGCGAGGAUGUUUUCUUUGGGACUAUGAUGGUGCCGAUUAUGUCGACCCCACAGCCAACACCAGUCACACUCAUUUACCACCCAGCGUCCAUCCUGUCCAUUGCUAUUGGUAUCUACCUCUUGGUUAUCAUCAUAUUCACCAUUAUUCAGCAAUGUCUUACGAAGCGAGGUGUCUGUUCCGAGUGUAAUAUCUGUGGAUCCAAGCCUGACAACAGUUGUAUCAAGUGCUGCCUGGCUAUCUCAGAGAAAUGCACUUGUUCGGUGCCAAGUGUGGAAAAAUGCUUAGAUGCCUGCUGUCCCCAAAGGAAGCAAAUGGACUGUGUUGAUAUAAUUCUAUGUCAAUGUUGUGCUGGUGCAGGGUCUGGUAACACAUGUGGUUUUGGAAACUGCAAGUGUGAUUGCAGCUGUGAUCCAGGGUGCAACGAGAUCAACUGUCUGUGUUUCCAACUGAAUUUCGUCGGAGAUAACACAGCGUUGAUCAGUAAUAACCAACCGAACAGGGUCCAGUACUGAAAUAGUUUCAGAUGUCCAGGGUCAAACAACAACAACAACAAUAAUAACUGUUUCCAAUUGAAGAUUAGAUUGGAAUUAAUGAAAAUAUCGAAGAUCACUAUUAUACUAUAGUUAGAAUGGUUGCAAAUCCAACAAUUGAAUUUACCAAGAAGACGAAAAUUUCCUGAAUGUCAAUUAGGUGAUUAUUAUUAUUGUACCAAGAUGAAACUUGGAACAGCCAGGGAGAGUAACCUCACCUUAUAAAUAUAAUACACACAUACUGUGUUCAAACAAAAAGAAAGUGGCACUCAACACA
Messenger RNA from Octopus bimaculoides (California two-spot octopus), 990 nucleotides. RefSeq lists its product as uncharacterized. The record is from RefSeq and is a predicted model, not a curated record. Lineage: Eukaryota; Metazoa; Mollusca; Cephalopoda; Octopoda; Octopodidae.